This is a messenger RNA of Schistocerca nitens (vagrant locust), 742 nucleotides long. Its product is annotated as cuticle protein 21-like. The record is from RefSeq and is a predicted model, not a curated record. The coding region runs from base 6 to 617 and encodes 203 amino acids. NCBI's taxonomy places the organism in Eukaryota, Metazoa, Arthropoda, Insecta, Orthoptera, Acrididae. Gene Ontology annotation, cellular component: extracellular matrix. The transcript has 2 exons.
CAGACAUGGCCUUCAAGCUUUUCAUCUUCGCCGCCGUAGUGGCCGUGGCGCGCGCCGGCUACCUGGGCGCCCCCGCCGUCGUCGCCCCCGGCGCUCCCCUGGCCGCCCGUGCCUAUGCCGCCCCCGCGUACGCCGCCCCCGCCUACGCUGCGUACGCCGCCCCCGCCUACGCCGCCCCCAUCGCUAGGGCUUACGCCCCAGCCCUGCGCGCCGCCCCUGUGGCCGUCGCCCCCGCCCUGAGGGCCGCCCCCGUCGCAGUCGCCGCCCCCGCCGCUGUGGCCGCCGAGUACGACCCCAACCCCCAGUACAGCUACGCCUACGACGUGCAGGACGCUCUGACCGGCGACUCCAAGACCCAGCACGAGACCCGCAACGGUGACGUCGUCCAGGGCAGCUACAGCCUGGUCGAGCCCGACGGCUCCAUCCGCACCGUCGACUACACCGCCGACCCCGUCAACGGCUUCAACGCCGUCGUGCACAAGGAGGCCGGCGCCCACCCCGCCCCCGUCGUCGCCAAGGUCGCCGCCCCCGUCGCCUACGCCGCCCCCGCCAUCGCUAAGGUGGCCGCCCCCGUCGCAUACGCCGCCCCCGCCUACGGAAAGGCCAUCCUGGGUUAAGAACCGUCCGAUUACGACGACGACACACCGCCUAGUUCAAACGUUGCUUCGCCUGAAAUAAUCAUCAUGCAGCGCAUAUUUAUUUGUAUCUUGUCUCAUCUCAUCAUACUACUAUGUACAAAUAA